GCGGCGACCGCGGCUGAGGUACAGGUGCCUCGCGGCGCAGCCGGGUCGCCUUCCAGCCGGUCCGCCUCGCGACCAGGGCCCGCGCCCCCUCCCGCCUCGCACACCGGUCUCUCUCCCGCCCAGCCAAAUGCAGGCCGCCGGCCUCCCUGAGGAGAUCCGUUGGCUCCUGGAAGAUGCUGAAGAGUUUCUGGCAGAAGGUUUGCGGAAUGAGAACCUCAGCGCUGUUGCAAGGGAUCACAGAGACCAUAUUCUACGGGGCUUUCAGCAAAUCAAAGCCAGGUACUAUUGGGAUUUUCAGCCCCAAGGAGGAGACUUCGGACAGGACAGCUCUGAUGAUAAUCACAGUGGGACUCUUGGCCUGUCCCUCACAUCCGACACACACUUUUUGUCAGAUUAUCAGGAUGAGGGAAUGGAAGACAUCGUAAAAGGAGCUCAAGAACUUGAUAACAUAAUCAAGCAAGGAUACUUGGAGAAGAAAAGCAAAGAUCAUAGUUUCUUUGGAUCGGAGUGGCAGAAGCGAUGGUGUGUUGUCAGCAGAGGUCUCUUCUACUACUAUGCUAAUGAGAAGAGCAAGCAGCCCAAAGGGACCUUCCUCAUUAAGGGCUACAGUGUUCGGAUGGCCCCCCACCUGCGAAGAGAUUCCAAGAAAGAAUCCUGCUUUGAACUGACCUCCCAGGAUAGGCGCAGCUAUGAGUUUACAGCUACUAGUCCAGCAGAAGCCAGAGACUGGGUGGAUCAAAUAAGUUUCUUGUUAAAAGAUCUGAGCUCCUUAACCAUUCCAUAUGAAGAGGACGAGGAGGAAGAAGAAAAAGAAGAGACAUAUGAUGAUAUUGAUGGUUUUGACUCCCCAAGUUCUGGUUCCCAGUGCAGACCCACUAUCUUGCCUGGGAGUGUGGGGAUAAAAGAGCCUACAGAGGAGAAAGAAGAAGAAGAUAUCUAUGAAGUCUUGCCAGAUGAAGAGCAUGAUCUAGAAGAGGAUGAGAGUGGCACUCGACGAAAAGGAGCAGACUAUGCCAGUUACUACCAGGGCCUAUGGGAUUGCCAUGGUGACCAGCCAGAUGAACUGUCCUUCCAACGGGGUGACCUCAUCCGCAUUCUGAGCAAGCAUCCUGUUCCAGAAAUUAUUUAUGGUGGUAACAUGAGCUGUUCAGAAGAUAAGGGCAAAUUAAAGAGGGAGAGAAAGAGAAGCUCUUUUUCAAUUGACUAGGAAGAAGAGGCCACUGGGUGAGGUCUUCCAUUUAAGGUAAACUGAGCCAGUGGGAUACAUUUCUUGGGCUUGGGUUGUGUGCCUCAUAAAUUGGUUUGAGGCUCUUCCAAGGAAUUGUCCAGUGCCUUAUUUUCAUGGAAAGCAGCCUUCGAGCAACAGGUUGGGCACACAUAAGGUUUAUACUUACAUAGUGGCUUAGCUGGGGUGGGAAGGUAUUCUCAUGGCCCAGACACACCAGGAUCUGGGUCAUCUUCCUUACUGAUGGAAUUGACGUGGAAACAGGGAGCCAUACAGACACAGUCAGGUUUAGCAUGGAACACAUGAUGCUGUCAGAUGGUCAUGGGUCUUACGUGGAGAAGAAUGGACAGACUUUGUCACCCUGGACUGCAGCUACUUAAACUCAGAUGGGAUCCUGGCGCCACAGCCAGUCUAGUCAUCUGAAUGCAACAGGCCUGUGCCAGCACACCUGGACUUUGUUAACACAACACUAUGUCUAUUACAAUGGGAGUUUUAACCCGGUUUUCUCCACCUACUUCCUCAAUGUGCUACUUAAAGAAUGUAGACCUUUCCCCUCCCUUGACCCCGUUCUUUCCAAAAGAGAUUUGUAUGUUGUAAAAAUUAUCUUAAUGCAGCAAUACUUCCUCUUUUAAGUGUGCUUAGUUGAAUGUGACAACAACCCUCAUAAA
Macaca mulatta (Rhesus monkey) is the source of this 1893-nucleotide messenger RNA. NCBI's taxonomy places the organism in Eukaryota, Metazoa, Chordata, Mammalia, Primates, Cercopithecidae. The record is from RefSeq and is a predicted model, not a curated record.